UAUGGUGAGGGUUAGGGAAGUGACAUGGCGACCGAUGUGGCGGCGGGUCGGAACGGCUCGACAAACGACAACAGUGGCGGAGCCGGAGCCGGGGGGUCCGGGAAAGAGUCGGACCGCGACCGAACCGCCUUCGAGUGCAAUAUUUGCCUGGAUACAGCCAGGGACGCUGUUAUUAGUCUGUGCGGUCAUCUAUUCUGCUGGCCAUGCCUGCAUCAGUGGUUGGAAACCCAGCCAAACAGACAGGAGUGCCCCGUGUGCAAGGCAGGCAUCAGCAGAGACAAAGUCAUUCCUCUGUACGGGAGGGGGAGCACCAGCCAAGAGGAUCCCAGGUUAAAAAUGCCACCGAGACCCCAGGGACAGAGGACAGAGCCCGAGAGUCAAGGGCCCUUCCAGGGUUUCGGUGAUGCCGGGUUCCACAUGUCCUUUGGGAUCGGCGCCUUCCCCUUCGCCGGCUUCGCAACAGUAUUCAACAGCAACGUGCACAGCCACAGAGCAGAUUAUAACGGACGUAACCCUGGCAACGGCAACAGCUGGCAGGAUUCUCUCUUCCUGUUCGUCGCCAUUUUCUUUUUCUUCUGGCUGCUGAGUGUGUGAGGAAGGCUAGGCAGGAAGUGAGGUCAUCAGACACCAACCACACGGGGCAAUGCGGGUACAGAGCCCGCCCGCCAAACCCCAAUUUAGGGGAGAGAAUUAAAGGGGAGUGGGGAUAUGGGAGCCAGUUAUAAUAGUGUGGGGGGAGAAAAUACAAUUUUUUUUUUUAAUUUAUUUUUUGAAACAUUCCCUUUCAGAAACUGCACAAUUUCCCUAUUAUUAUUAUUAUUAUUAUUUAUUAUUAUUAUUAUUAUUAUUAUUAUUAUUAUUAUUAAGAAUAAGAAUAAGUUCAGUGGCUCAGAUCUAUGGAAGAAGGUUCAUAAAGUUCUGUGGACAAUCCCCUGGAGGUGAAAUUAAACAAAGCAGAGGCGUGAUUUGAAACGGUGCAAUUCGUCUGCUCACUCUGUCAUAGGGUUAGAAUGAAUGCGAGAUUCCAAAAUGAGAUAAAUGUAGCAGUUGAGAAGUUAAACACUCAACAUUUGCAUAAUAUUAGAUUUCUAGGGCUGCAAAAGUCAGGUUAAUUUUGGCACGAGUAGAAGUGAGUGGCGCGGGGAGUCUUGAUGUAACCCACACACAGACGUAUACGCUCUUUUAAAUAGUGCUUUAUUACUUAACAAUCCAGGAAUAUACACAGGCCUAGAACUGUAUGAUACACUGCCUAUUUAAUACAUAAAUAUCAUUAGCGACUUUUUAGUCCGUUGUCGAGAUCAUUGAGAAGAUUGAUGUACGGUUUUGAAUGGCCUUUGCAUUUGAGUUCCGAGAGGUGCCUCAGUUUUGAUUUUUAAAAGCCGUUGACCCGGUCAGCUGCACCAGUAUUGUGAAUAAAGCGCUGGAAAAACUCAAUGUGGUACAGCUGAUGUCACGCGUUGGGUUUCUCUCUGAUGUGUCGUGGAAUGCAAAGUGAAAAAUGUGCUGUGAUUGGUUGAAAGGUCCUCAGCUGUUGAUAUCAAAACUUUGAGUGUCUCAAAACAUUAUUUAUUGUGAAGAAUAAUAUAAAUUGCUGCUCAGUAUAAACCCCAAACAGUAUGAACAGCUUACAUUUUUUAAAUGUGUAAAACCACCCUCCCUUCCAAAAAAAAAAAAAAAAAUCAAAUUACCAAUCCCACUUUUGUAAAUUUAGAUAAAUGUGCACGUUCAUUUUUUUUCUGUAUAUUGUAUUGUCCAUUCUGAUUUAUUUAAUGGCAAAAUAAGAGAACAAUUAUAUGGUAUUGUUUAAUAAUAAUGGUGAUUUUUACAAACGCAGUAAUUCUAUAAAUCCUACCUGUUGUCCACUUCUUAUUGUUAAACAGGUCUUGGAUAUGUUCUGGCAUUCUCGUAUUUGAUUUAGAAACACCUAGUACUUCUAGGUUGCAAGCCUUGCUUUCAAAUAGUGUUGCACUUCCUUGGUCUCCUGUAGAAUUAAAUUGUUCCCCGCCUUUAAGGGUUUCCUUUCAUUAACCAGCCAGCUGCUGCUCCCUCUAUUGACUGACACACUUUCAGCCAGUAACAUCGCAUGACUCUGGUGAUGUAAAAUGAUCCAGGAAGUGCAUAUUAAAACGUCCAUGUUAACUCUUUCAGAGCUGCCUGUGUAGUUCAUGAGCGUGCACAGCAGGUAAGGUCUGUGGAAUUAUUUUGUCAGCUGCAAUCUCUUUUGAGUUCAUAUUGUGCUGCAGUGGGUAAGGGGGGUUAUUGGGAUGUGUUGUCUUUUUCCAAUGUCUUUGGUGUGCUGAAAUGUACUGACAUUCUUUCAGAUUGUACUGCCCGCUUUCUCCCUGUCUCCGUCUUAAUUACAGGUUUCACAUGUGAGGGUCUGUGGUGUGGAUUGGGCUCCUUUAACAUUCCAAGCGGAACAAGCAAAUGUAACCAGGUGACUGCCUUUCAAAGUAAUCUGUGAUGGCAGUGUAUCGCACGACGCUACCUGUCUUGCAGACAAACAGCUGCCUGGGUUUGGGGUGAUUGCUGCUUUUCUGAGACUGCGGAGGACAGCAAUCCACACAAAACCAAGCAGCUGUUUCUUCGCUUGUUUUACUUUGAAGGGAAAUGAGCGUGAUCAACACCACUGACCCACGUCCGAUUGCCAGCACCUGAUUUCUGUGGAGAGCUGUGAAUAAUCAGGUAAUUGGUUUGUGCAGUGCUAAUGCUGAGAAUCGGAGGGCAACUUCUUAUUAUAUACAGCUCAGGGACAAAUAUGUGAAAGCUCGAACCGGUGUCGCUUUAAAUGAAUACAGUGGCAUAAAUAUUCACGUUUGUAUUUGUUCAUUAAACAGAAUUUUGUAAGAGACUGUGAAAAAGAUACCAAACCAACAGAACACUGAGGUUUGGAAGAUGUAAGACCCAUUUCACAUUAUAGCAGCGAGUUUAACUCUCUUUCAUAGGUGAUCGGGGGAGAUGGGUUUUUAUGCAAUAUGGUACGAAUUAUAUCCUUGUUUUCUCAGCUAAUUUAAAAUGAAGGAGAAAAUGAAAAACACAUUUUCGUUCCAGCCAUCAAAUCACAAACACAAUUGAACUGGACUUCUGCAAGGUGAUGGGAAUGUAAACAAACUGGACAGUGCACUUUGAAGCCGUGUUGUAAUGCUGUUUUCUGCCAUGUUUUGGGAUAUGAGCGGGGGGUAGUCUUAUUGGUGAGACAGCCCCCCCCUCUUUUUGUGUGGGGAGGGUUCAUGUCAUAUAAGGUGCUUUGCCAAAAUUCAGUCCAUCUGUAUUACUUAUAAACUGCAACUCAGUCUUUUUCUGCAUAUAAGCUGAAUGAAUUGAUUGGUAAUUCUUGUCUGUAUCUGUUAAAAUGAUAAGUAGAAAAUACAGUGAAACCUUUUAAUACCACUUGAGAUCACAAAAACAGUGGCAGUAUCAGGAGUUGAUAGCUAGCGUUGAUACAAGAAAUGUUCCUGUUUUGCUGUGGGACUUAAACACAGUACAAAGGAACUGCAUGGAGUACAACAGUAUUCUUCUAUAAGAUUUUCAUUCAGUUCCUUUUACUGUACUGUACAGCUUGUAAUUUGAAAAUCAUGUGAAAGCUGUUAACGUUUCAUUGCAGUGUUCUGUAUUCCAGACUCGUUGUAUAUAACAUUUCAUCUUGCUGAGCGCUACACUUUCGAAUGCAUUUAUUUCCCAAAGUGAUUGUAGUGGGGUGGAAAUCAUUUGUGAAUGACUGAUUUAUAUAAAUGUCAUUGCUGUAA
Molecule: messenger RNA, 3746 nt
Organism: Polyodon spathula (Mississippi paddlefish)
Lineage: Eukaryota; Metazoa; Chordata; Actinopteri; Acipenseriformes; Polyodontidae
Product: E3 ubiquitin-protein ligase RNF5-like
Exons: 6
Coding region: 25-594 (189 amino acids)
Biological process (GO): ubiquitin-dependent protein catabolic process
Cellular component (GO): endoplasmic reticulum
Molecular function (GO): ubiquitin protein ligase activity; metal ion binding; ubiquitin-like protein conjugating enzyme binding
Source: RefSeq, a predicted model, not a curated record